AGCUAAAGAGUGCACAAAAAUGGUAGAGGAUGAGAAAGCAAUGAGUGAGGAGGAUCCGUAUUCUUUAACAAUGGAUGAUGAAGACCCCUAUGAUCUAAUUUUACCAGAAGACAAAAAGGAAAGUACUGCCUUCAUUGUAAAGAGGCCACCUGCACCUAUUCCACGACCAACGACCCUGCAGUGUGUGGACAACACACCCUUUAUAGCUCAAGUGUUUCAGCAAAAGACUGGAAAAGGUACCAAUGACAAGCUCGGCAAUGCCCCUAAAAGAGCUAACAGACCCAAGAUUGGUGAGAGUCCAGUUUAUGACACAUUCAGGCCAGAGUACAAUCCAGGACAGCAACAGUUGAUCCAUCUGCAAGAACUGGUCAAGAAGGGAGUUCUCACUGUCAAUGAAGCUCAGGAAAGGUUUAAACAAUGGCAGAUUGAAGAGAAGGAUCAGGAUGCUGUACAACAGGUCCAGAAUAAAAUUUGUACAAUAAUCCAGUAAACAGUGUUCCCAACACUUGCCUUUGUGUUACCUAAAUGACUUGUAAUUCUUGAUGUUAAUCAAGCUGGGUCCUUUCUAUGGCAAACCGAAUACUGAGGAGUAACCU
Messenger RNA from Rhincodon typus (whale shark), 596 nucleotides. Its product is annotated as B-cell scaffold protein with ankyrin repeats-like. The coding region runs from base 20 to 490 and encodes 156 amino acids. The transcript has 3 exons. The record is from RefSeq and is a predicted model, not a curated record. Gene Ontology annotation, biological process: negative regulation of B cell activation; negative regulation of phosphatidylinositol 3-kinase/protein kinase B signal transduction; B cell activation. Lineage: Eukaryota; Metazoa; Chordata; Chondrichthyes; Orectolobiformes; Rhincodontidae. Gene Ontology annotation, molecular function: signaling receptor binding; protein tyrosine kinase binding.